CAGCAGCCAGAAGCGGUGAGAUUCAUGUCCAACAACAAGCAGUGCUGAAGAAAAGUGGGAAUGUGACUGAUGCCAGCAGAGGAGAUCUGCAUCUUCAGGACUGUGCGUGUACACGAGCAUUGAAAAAUGGAGAUCCCUGAUCAGGGGACAGAUCAUGUGACCUCACCCUCAAAAGACUGUAAACGAAAGAGCAGAUCACACACAGCAGAACCCAGCUGUGUCUCCAUGAAGAGAGAUGGGUCUAUGUCUCCUCCCCUAAACUUCAAAACUGGAAUCUCCUCCACUGGACACAGACACGACCCAGAAUCCACUGCUGCAGAUGAAUUCCAGAAGAAACUCAAGUUCAAUCUGAUGGAGAAGUUUCAGUGUUUGAAUGAACUGAUGCUAAAGCAGGAAAACCGAACCCUCCUGAAUGAGAUCUACACAGAGCUCUACAUCACAGAGGGAGACAGUGGAAACAUCAAUAAAGAACAUGAGGUGAAACAGAUCGAGGCAGCAUCCAGGAGGAACCCAACUAAGGACACACCAAUCAAAUGCAGUGACAUCUUUAAAUCCCUACCUGAACAAGACAAAGCCAUCAGGAACGUCCUGACAAAACCCUUAUCUAAACAAGAUGAAAAACCCAUCAGGAAUGUUCUGACUAAGGGAGUAGCUGGAAUUGGAAAAACAGUCUCUGUGCAGAAGUUUGUUCUGGACUGGGCUGAAGGGAAAACAAAUCAGGAUGUCCACCUCAUAUUCCCACUUCCUUUCAGAGAGCUGAAUUUGAUGAAGGAGCAGAAACUGAGUCUGGUGGAGCUCCUUCAUGUGUUUUUUAAGGAUAUGAAAGAAAUGGACAUUUCCAGGUUGGAGAAGGUUUUGUUCAUUUUUGAUGGUUUGGAUGAGUGUCGUUUUCCUCUGGAUUUCCAGAAGACAGUAAGAGUGUAUGAUGUAACUGAAUCAGCACCAGUGCAUGUGCUGCUGAUAAACCUGAUUAAAGGGAACCUGCUUCCCUCUGCUUUCAUCUGGAUCACCUCCAGACCAGCAGCAGCUGAUCAAAUCCCCUCUGAGUGUGUCCAUCGAGUCACAGAGGUACGAGGGUUCAAUGAUCCUCAGAAGGAGGAGUACUUCAGGAAGAGGAUCAGUGAUCAGAACCUGGCCAAUAAGAUCAUCACACACCUGAAGUCAUUAAGAAGCCUCUACAUCAUGUGCCACAUCCCAGUGUUCUGCUGGAUUUCAGCUGCUGUUCUAGAGAGAAUGUUGGGUGAAGCAGAGAGUGGAGAGAUCCCCAAGACUCUGACUCAAAUGUACACAUACUUCCUCAUCAUUCAGACCAACAUCAUAAGAGAGAAGUACCUACAGAAGCAGGAGAGCGAUGAAGAAAUGCUUCUCAAACUGGGAAAACUGGCUUUCCAGCAGCUGGAGAAACAAAACCUGAUCUUCUAUGAGGAAGACCUGAGAGAGUGUGACAUUGAUGUGACAGAAGCAGCAGUGUAUUCAGGUGUGUGUACGCAGAUCUUCAGAGAGGAGUUUGGGUUUCACCAGAGUAAAGUGUACUGCUUUGUUCAUCUUAGCAUUCAGGAACAUCUUGCAGCUCUGUAUGUGCACCUCACCUUCAUGAAGGAGCAGAGAAAUGUUCUUAUACAGAAUCAGGUCUGUAGGACACUUUCAGAUGUUCACAUGAGUGCUGUAGAUCACGCUUUAGACAGUCAGACUGGACAUCUGGAUCUUUUCCUCCACUUUCUUCUGGGUCUCUCACUCGAGUACAAUCAGAAACUUCUACAUUCCUUAGUAACACAGACAGGAAGUAGCUCCCAGAACAAAGAGGAAACAGUUCAGUACAUCAAGAAGAAGAUCAGUGAAGAUUUUUCUACAGAGAAAUCCAUCAAUCUGCUCCACUGUCUGAAUGAACUGGGUGAUGAUUCUCUAGUGGAGGAAAUCCAGCAGUAUCUGAAAUCUGGAGCACAAAGUGAACUUUCUCCUUCACAGUGGUCUGCUCUGGUGUUUGUGUUACUGACAUCAGCACAGGAUCUGGAGGAAUUUGACCUGAAUAGAAGGUCUCUGGGUGUCAGCACCAGCACCUCGCUGGUGAGCAUGGCGGCCCAGAGCACCGAGGGGUUUAACACCAUAACCCGGCGCCACGGUGUGAGGGUGGUGACCGGCGCUAGUGUGGAAGAGUGCAGCCUGGCUGCGGGAAAGGUGGUCGGCCAUAAAAAUGUUGUGGCGGCGUCACGGAUGAACAGUGUGGUGGUUCUUUUCGUGAACACUGUGGAAAGGGCGACCAAACUGAACACGGAUGGGAUUGUAGUCGGGGGUUCACUCAUUCAUGUGUUCCCCCUUUCAAGCCUAUCCAAAAGAGUUACAUUGUCGAAUGUUCCCCCCUUUAUUGAUGAAGCGAUCUUGGUGAGGGAGCUCUACCGAUAUGGAAGGCUCGUCUCUCCGAUUAAAAUGAUCCCGAUCGGAUGUAAAUCUGACCUGGUGAAGCACGUAGUGUCCUUCAGGAGAUUCGCGUACAUGAUUUUGAACAGUAACAUCACCGAGCUGGAGCACAGGUUAACGUUCAAAAUUGAUGGGUUCGACUACGUAAUUUACGUAUCGACCGAAUCCAUGAAGUGCUUCGGCUGCGGAAAGAGCGGACACUUGGUGCGGGCGUGUCCCCAGGCAGCAGGGGGGAAAGACGGUACAGCGGGCGAGAGCAGAGCUCCGCCUCGUGUUAGGGACGGGCCGGAACAGACUGCACAGGUGGAGGGCGAGGUCGGGACGGUGAUGCGGAUCCGCCGGCAACGGGCGGAGCGGAUUUUCCGGCACUGGCGGCGAGCGGUGCGGUUUUCCCGGAAGCGAGCGGAUCGGAGUCAGACAGUGCGGUGGCUGCGAUGUCUAACACUGAUAUUCCUGUGGAAAAGUUAUCUGAAGUGUCGAGCACUGAAACUAACCCAGUGUCCGGUGGGGAGAUGGAUGCACCGUCUAAGUUCAGAGGAGCUUCCUAAGGCCUUACAUGGUACAGAGAGUGGAAAGGCGCCGGGUAUCGAUGGGCUUCCAGCAGAGUUCUACGAGUGUUUCUGGGCCGUUGUGGGGGAGGACUUGCUGGAAGACCGUUUGUCUGCAUAUGCUGACGACAUAGUAGUGUUUAUUGACCAACAGACCGACAUCGACGCACUGAACAAAAUCUCCAGGGACUAUGGCACAAUUUCCUCGGCCAAGAUUAACAGGGUGUGGAGACUUUUUAAGACAGAGAGAGCCACAGGCACGGACUCACUACACUGGCUACUUCAGGAGCCCCUCAUCUAUGGAGCCCGUCUGGACACUGCAGGCAGUGCCCUCACCCAGACUCUGCUGGCAUCUGGUCUUAUCACGCUGAGACACCUGGUGGACCUGGCUGGACCAGAAUUCAAGGACGCCAGUGGAGUAGCUGCCCAGCUGGGUUUGAGAUCAGUACGGAUCGUGGCAGGACUACUCCAGGGGUGGAACUCUGCUCUCUCACCAGUGGAGCUACGGAUGUUAAUGAAGUACUGUGGAGGCUCUGAACAGCCGGAUGAGGAGGACCCUUUUCCUGAGUUUUCUCUGUCUCCAGACUUAGAGGGAAGUACUGGUUAUUUUUUAGACUGUAAGAAUGUCACAGGUAUGGACUUCUACUUGGAGAGAGUGAAGUGUGUGUCAUUGUGUGUCUGCAGGUUGCGUUAUUGUGAAGUAUCAGAUGAAGGCUGUGCUGCUCUCGCUUCAGCUCUGAGAUCAAACCCCUCACACCUGAGAGAUCUGGAUCUGUCUGGGAAUAAUGUAGGAGACUCAGGAGUGAAGUUUCUCUCUGCUGUACUGGAGAAUCCUCACUGUAAACUGGAGAUACUGAGGUUGUGGGAAUGUGGAGUAUCAGAUGAAGGCUGUGCUGCUCUCGCUUCAGCUCUGAGAUCAAACCCCUCACACCUGAGAGAACUGGAUCUGUCUGGGAAUAAAGUAGGAAACUCAGGAGUGAAGUUUCUCUCUGAUCUGAAGGAUGAUGAACGUUACAAACUACAGACACUGAAAUUUUACUGGAGAUGAACAAUUGUGUGUGAAGACUCCAGUGUUCCUGCAUUUCUGUGUCUGCAAACCGAGAACACGUUUAUCUACAGGAUCUGAGGAGUUGAUGUGAAAAAGCCCAGAGCAGAAGGAGUCCAAAUCACAUGUAUUACUUUGUGCUUUAGGUAGUAUUUAAUAGAGUUUCUAUCUUUAUGCUACAGGAUCAGACCCAAUCCAUUCUUUAUGUUCUCUCUGAUCUGAUCUCCAUUUCUUACUAGUAUCAGGUGAUCAACCCAGUAUGGGAUCAGUGCCAUCUUUAGUGCACACACACACAUACGGGUUUAUGUGUAUUACAAGGACACUUCAGCACUUCAGAGGGACACCCCUUUCCACUUGUUGUACAGAGAUGUGGAGGAUGUCAAAAAAUCUAUUUUAAAUCAUACAACACAGAUCUCACUUCAAAGUUUGUUUACACACAACACAACCUAUAAUGCAACAAUCAGAAAAUAUGCAACGUUAUGAGGACAUUGAAUAAUUAGACACAAACGCCCCGCCUAUGACAAAACACAGAAUUAUGAGGACUACUGUAAUUUAUAAGGACAUUAUCUAUACACUACACAAAAGUGUCAUGUGGGUGUAUUAAAGGGACAAAUGUGAAUUAAUGGAACAUGGCUAAACACAAACACAAUAGUGAAUAUAAUGUGUAUUAAAAGGACAUACCUGAUAUACGAGGACGGAUGAUUUAACAUAAACACAAUAGGGAAGAUAAUGUAUUAAAGGGACACACCCGAUAUGUGAAGACAAGAGACCAGACUCAGCAAAUUGUACACAGCACUGUAUAUUAAGAAAUAUCCAUUAUAUGUUUGUGUAGCAAGGAAAACAUGCAACUGUUUGUCUGUUUCUCUUAACAAGAAGAAAAUUUUAGUAAUUUUUUUAAAGCAACAUUACAGAAAAUGCUUUUAUGUGACCACAUUUUUUGGAAAGCAGAUAAUGUAUAACAAAUUCUGAACAGAAAAUCCUUUUAUGUGACCACAUACUAUUUUUUUGGAAAGCAGAUAAUGUAUAAAAAAUCCUAUAAAAAAUACUGAACAGAAAAUACUUUUAUGUGACCACAUACUAUUUUUUUGGAAAGCAAAUAAUGUAUAAAAAAUCCUAUAAAAAAUACUGAACACAAAAUACUUUUAUGUGACCACAUACUAUUUUUUUGGAAAGCAGAUAAUGCAUAACAAAUCCUAUAAAAAAAAAUACUGAUCAGAAAAUACUUAUGUGACCACAUACAAUUUUUUUGGAAA
Messenger RNA from Silurus meridionalis, 5261 nucleotides. RefSeq lists its product as uncharacterized. The record is from RefSeq and is a predicted model, not a curated record. Gene Ontology annotation, molecular function: nucleic acid binding; zinc ion binding; protein binding. Bases 127 to 4011 code for a protein of 1294 amino acids. Lineage: Eukaryota; Metazoa; Chordata; Actinopteri; Siluriformes; Siluridae. The transcript is spliced from 11 exons.